GAUCGUAGAAUCAGGAUUUUACAAUGGCCAAGUGCUGUGAUAGACUGCUUGGGUGUUCAUCCCUGGCAUUGCGAAUUCAGAACAUGAUUCGGGCGAUGCUCUUCUAUUACACGCAAGCGUUUCUCCGCAUCCCAAGAUAAAAGCAAUAUAGAUGAAGUAAUAUAGUAUUCUAAGUGACAGACUGUCAAAUAUGGCUGUAAAGGCGGUGUAAUGGUAUCAUACCUCUUUAGAAAUAUAGAACUGUUACUCCCAUAUCCGUACAACAAUCUGUCAAACUUCGCUUGUUUCCGAAACAGACCUAGAUCGAUAUCAAUAAACCGUCAACCAUACAAUCCUCCAGAACGCCUUCUACCGCGUAUCUCCGCACUAUAACACCGUAACCAGGAGUAACUUCAGCCAUAAUAAUCAUGUCGGAACUCAACGAUUUCCUGGUUCUCUUGCAAGACAAGCCGGGUAUGUUGCAGACGCGCCUCAACAACGUACAGGCGCAUAUAGCCCACCUGAAGAGCCUUGUGGAAUCUGGUACCGUCGUCAUGUCUGGACCGACUCUUUCCUCACACCCCAAGACCGCCGGCGAGGAGCUCGCCGUCACCGGUAGCUCUGUGCUUGUUCGUGCGAACUCGGAAGAGGAGGUCCGCGCCUUUAUCAACGACGACGUCUACGCCAAAAUCGGUGUCUGGGAUCUCGAGAAAAUCACUAUUGUUCCAAUGAAGUGCGUGGUGCGAAAGCCUCUAUGAGGCGAUGUUGUACUUGGACCGCCGGGCUUAGAUUAGGUACAUCUGGUUAUGAGACUUCAUGUAGUGCUAGUUCCUGGAAAAUAGAACGAAAGGCAUGUUGUUCUAUUAGUUAGGAUAUAGCAUCAAAAUCUGUAUGGGGUCUUCCUCCUGGAUAAUCAAUGAAUGAGGGAGAUACGAAUAGACUAGACUCUUGUCGUUUCAUACGAGAGUCUUGUUGCCUCAUUGAUAUCCAGAUAAUUAAACAUUGGAGCUUCUCUCGCGGAUUCAAAAGUGAUACAAAUGCAAUUCAUAUUUAUUGAGGGGG
This is a messenger RNA of Daldinia loculata, 1041 nucleotides long. RefSeq lists its product as uncharacterized. The record is from RefSeq and is a predicted model, not a curated record. NCBI's taxonomy places the organism in Eukaryota, Fungi, Ascomycota, Sordariomycetes, Xylariales, Hypoxylaceae. The transcript is spliced from 2 exons. The coding region runs from base 408 to 737 and encodes 109 amino acids.